UGGUAGAAAUUUUGCAAGUUCGGUCUUCGUCGAGGAUUGGUUGAGAUGAGAACAGUUGAGAAGUAGCGGUGCCACUAAUAUUCGUUUUCUUUUUAGUAAUUAGUUUCUUCAAUAAAUUCAGUCUGUAUCAUUGAAUUGUAUAAGAUUCAAUGUUUUAUGAAAUUUGCGCGUUUUGCAUCGUUUUUCAAGGUUGAAAAUAAAAAUCACACCUCAUAAAUUUAUUGUAACAGAAGAGGUAGAAAUAAAAUAAAUUGGCACAGAAUUGUUCUUUACCUCAAGCAAUUUAUUUGUACUUACACUUAGCGCCAUGCAUUUUCUAUGCAAUUCCUAAACUACAAGUGAUUUGGACUUAAAAUACGAGAUCAGUGAGUAAAAUAAAGCAUGGAGGCUGCAAAAAAAAAAGGUCGGCCAGUACAUCCUCGGGCCAAGGCCAAUCCCUUAUCAGCCCUAACAUUUGGAUGGACCUUACCAAUAUUUUGGGGUGGUUUGAAGAAAGAAAUGGAAGAGCAUGAUCUAUAUGAGCCACUUGAAGAACAUGCUUCAGGUCCACUAGGCGACAAGUUUGCCCGGUUAUGGGAGGAAGAGGUGGCGAGCGCCCAAGGCAAACGCACGCCGAGCCUCCUUCGAGUCAUCCUUAGAGCGUAUGCUGCCAGGUGCAUGCUCUACGGAUUCGUCCUGUUAUUUAUGGAAUGUGGAAUUCGUAUCCUACAGCCGCGUAUGCUUGGUUUUUUCAUCGGCUCCUUCAGACAAGCAGACCAGCUAUUUAUGCACAGUCGACUAUUGGAUCUGCACGAAAAAGUAUUGCAAGCCGCCCGAAAUAGUACACUAGACAAUAUAGCACAGCCAGUUUUCCUCGGAAAACUAGUGGAGUACUACAGCCCCGACCAGACCACGGUGAAGCCGAGGGAGGCCUACCUGUACGCGGGCGCGGUGGUCCUAUGCUCCGCGCUCAAUGUCUUCUUCGUGCAUCCGUACAUGAUGGCCAUUCUACAUAUGGGAAUGAAGUUCAGGGUCGCUUGCUGCUCACUUAUAUACAGAAAGUCUCUACGGCUAUCGAAGACAGCUCUCGGGGAGACGACAGUGGGUCAAGUAGUGAACCUUCUCUCGAAUGAUGUGAACCGCUUCGACGUCGCGAUCAUCUUCCUGCAUUAUCUGUGGAUCGGCCCACUGGCCACGGUCAUCGUCACCUACUUCAUGUGGCUCGAGAUCAGCUGGGCGGCUGUCGUCGGCGUCGGGUUUAUGUUGGCGUUUAUACCCUUACAAGCAUAUUUGGGCAAACGGACAUCAGUUUUGCGAUUGAAAACAGCGCUGCGGACGGACGAGCGCGUGCGACUGAUGAAUGAAAUCCUCUCGGGGAUACAGGUCAUCAAGAUGUAUACCUGGGAGAAACCCUUCGCGGAUCUAGUUGCCAAAGCGAGAAAGCAAGAAAUCAAGCAAAUUAGAGCCACCUCAUACAUCCGAGGAGUUCUGACGUCGUUCAUAAUGUUCACGACGCGGAUCUGCCUGUUCUUCUCAAUCCUCGCGUUCGUGCUGGAGAACAACGUCAUAAGCGCCAAACAAGUGUUCGUGGUCACCAGCUUUUAUAACAUCUUGAGGCAGACGAUGACUGUUUUCUUCCCACAAGGUAUAGCGCAAGUGGCAGAAGCUACGAUCUCAAUAAAACGCCUACAAAGCUUUAUGCUCUAUGAAGAUACCAGCAAACCAGUGCCAGGCCUUGCCGAAAUUCAGACUUCUACUAAAAAGGGAAAGGUGUUUAGAGACGAACCAAGGGAGUCCGUUUUAUCAAAAGAAGAGGCUGAUAUUAAAGAAGGAACUAAGCCUUUUCUGGAAACUGAUUCAGAUUUCAAGAAAGAAGACAAUGCUAAAGGAAAUGGUAAAACCAAUGCACCACUAGAGUCCGGUGAAGAAGAUGAAGUAGAAUUGGUGACCAAGGUAGAGGAAGAUGCUCGCGGCGUACGUCUCAAACACGCAACGGCCAAGUGGAUCAUGUCGCACUCGGAAAACACGCUCACAGAUUUGUCGCUCACGAUAAAACCAGGAAAGUUGAUAGCAGUAAUAGGUCCAGUGGGAGCGGGGAAAUCAUCCUUGCUCCAUGUGUUGUUGAAGGAAUUGCCUCUAAUAUCAGGCAGCGUACAUAUCGGUGGCACUGUUUCCUACGCCAGCCAGGAACCUUGGCUCUUUGCAGGAAGCGUUCGACAAAAUAUUCUUUUCGGACAAGCGAUGGAUCGGCCAAGAUACAACGCGGUGGUACGGAGAUGUGCGCUCGACCGGGAUUUCACUUUAUUUCCUCAUGGAGACAAGACUGUCGUCGGCGAGAGGGGAGUCAGUCUUAGUGGAGGUCAACGUGCACGCAUAUCCCUCGCGCGAGCGGUGUACAAACGCGCGGACAUCUAUCUGCUGGACGACCCGUUAUCAGCCGUAGACGCCCACGUGGGCCGACACCUGUUCGAGUCGUGCGUGGUCGGCUACUUGCGCAACACCACGAGAGUGCUGGUCACUCACCAGCUGCAGUUCCUGAGGGAUGUCGAGCAGAUAAUCAUAUUAAAGAAUGGGUCAAUAGCAGCGGCAGGUGACUUUGAAACCCUCAGCGCGUCGGGUUUGGACUUCGCCACUUUGCUGGCAAGAGACGAGGCUGAAGAUGAUAAACCAGCUACUGAGGAUAAGUCCAACUUGGAUAACGAGGAAUCCGUACUACAAGGAAGCUUCCGGAAGAGGCAAAUGAGCAUACACUCGGUAAGUUCAGUGGACAACCUCACAGCAACAGCGCCCCCCGAAGGCGGGCGGGAGGAGGCGGAGAUGCGCUCAGCGGGCGCGGUAUCGGGCAAAGUGUACGGCGCAUACUUGGGCGCGAGUGGUCACCCCCUGCUCGUCGCGCUGAUGGUAUUGGUGGCCGUGCUGGCGCAGUUGCUGGGAUCCGGCUCUGAUUGGUGGACGAGCUUUUGGGUAAACGAGGAAGAGGAUCAUCCACGCUCAUCAAUGAUCAAUUUGGACAGACAGAAUUUAUCAGAUCCCCUUAUGUACUCGGGUAACCUUACUGCGGCUCUUCUAGAAGACGCACAUUUCAAAUCUGGACUAACUAGAUACCAGUGCAUCUACAUUUACACUGGCAUGGUGGUGGCGCUGGUGGCGGUGUCGCUGCUGCGCUCGUUCAUGUUCUUCUCGAUGGCGAUGCGCGCGUCCACGCGUCUGCACAACAGCAUGUUCUCGGCCAUCACGCGCGCGCCCAUGCGCUUCUUCCACACCAACCCGUCCGGCAGGAUCUUGAACAGGUUCUCCAAAGACAUGGGCGCCGUUGACGAAGUGUUGCCGUCCGCUUUACUCGACGUAUUACAGAUUGGGCUAUCACUAAUAGGUAUAGUGGUAGUGGUGGCCGUGGUGAACUACUGGCUGCUGCUGCCCACGGUGGCCAUCGGGCUGGUGUUCUACGGGCUGCGGAUAUUCUACCUGGCGUCCAGCCGCAGCAUCAAGCGCCUCGAGGGUGUGACACGUAGUCCUGUAUUCUCCCAUCUCAACGCGUCUCUGCAAGGAAUCACCACAAUACGCGCUUUUGGCGCUCAAGAGGCUCUUAUAAGGGAAUUCGAUAACCAUCAGGAUCUUCACAGCUCUGCUUGGUACUUAUUCAUAGCAAGCUCCCGCGCUUUCGGCUUUUGGUUGGACCUGGUGUGCGUUGUUUACAUCGCUGUGGUGACACUCAGUUUCCUCGUAUUUGGAAAGGAGGAGUACGGCGGUAACGUGGGCCUGGCCAUCACGCAGGCGAUGGGGCUGACCGGCAUGUUCCAGUGGGGAAUGCGCCAGUCCACCGAGCUCGAGAACCAGAUGACGAGUGUUGAGAGAAUACAAGAAUAUUCGAACAUAGAAUCCGAGCCACCUCUAGAAUCGGACCCCAAGAAGAAGCCGCCACCCUCAUGGCCAGAAUCCGGCAAACUGGAGUUCAAACACGUGUUCCUGUACUACGCGCCGGGGGAGCCGCCCGUGCUCAAAGACCUCAGUCUGGAGAUCUUGCCAAAAGAGAAAGUCGGAAUAGUAGGAAGGACCGGCGCUGGGAAAUCUUCACUAAUAAAUGCCUUAUUCAGGCUAGCCACAAUCGAGGGUGAGAUCAUAAUCGACGGCCGAGAAACGUCCACGCUCGGCCUGCACGAGCUGCGCAGCCAGGUGUCCAUCAUCCCGCAAGAGCCGGUGCUGUUCUCGGGCACCAUGCGCCACAACCUCGACCCCUUCGACGAGUACCCCGACCAGGUGCUCUGGAGGGCGCUCGAAGAGGUGGAGUUAAAAGAAGCUGUGAUGGAACUGCCCGCGGGUCUCAGUUCGCGGAUGUCGGAGGGCGGCGGGAACUUCUCCGUGGGUCAGAGGCAGCUGGUGUGUCUGGCGCGCGCCAUCGUUCGCCGCAACCGCCUGCUGGUGUUGGACGAAGCCACCGCUAACGUCGAUCCACAAACUGAUGCCUUGAUCCAAACUACAAUAAGAAAUAAGUUUGCCGAUUGCACUGUACUUACUAUCGCACAUAGACUACAUACUGUUAUGGACUCUGAUAAGGUUUUGGUAAUGGAUGCUGGUCAAAUGGUGGAGUUCGACCACCCACACAUAUUGCUGAAGAAGGAGGGAGGUUUCCUGCGCAGUAUGGUGGACCAAACCGGUCGCGCCAUGGCCGAGACGUUGGCUAGAGUAGCCAUGCAGGCAUACAACAAGAAGUACUCUAAAGAAUUGGAAGGAACCGACUGAGGUUUUAUUUGAUGGAGAAGAUCUGGUAUUGGAUCUGUAGUUACUAUAUUAUCGAAUAUCGAGUGAUCUGAGUCGUAGUCUUGAGAUUAUAGUCUCAAAGUAUCGAAUACUAUAUUUAUAUUUCACACUAAUUGUAAAAGUCCAUCCAAAACGUUAAUUUACCUUAGAAAUACCAAGUAAAUUAUUUAUUAUUAAUAGGGGUUUUGAAAAGCAAUACAAACUGAGUUUUGCGGUUCCAGGUAAAAUAUUUUUUUCUGAGACAGUCUAGUAAUUUAACCGAAUUACUAUUUAUCAGUUUAUUUUAUUAUUUUACUAAUUAAAUCUCCUAAAUGAUGAUAACGAUUGGAUCUUAAUAUUAUAUAAAUUAAGAAUAGUUGUUAUAUGUAACUAUAUACAAAGAUAAAUGUGAGUUAUACAAAGGAAGUGUGUUGUAUUGAUAAUGUAGUUAUUAUUAGGAGAUAAAUUAUUAUUAUUACUAUUAUACAGGAUAUGUUUGUGCCGUGAACACAAUUGAUAGGAUUUUGAGGCUCUGUACUGCUCAAAAGUAAAAAAAAAUUUGUUCCUAAAUACAAAAAUUCUAAAUGAAGGCUGAUUUGGCGGAGACGAAAGCUUAAAUUCAAUCUAAAUAGAAAUAAAAUUAAUUUUCCUCAUUGUAGUAUUUUCGUACUUAUGGAUAUCAUAAAGAACUUUCUCUAUAAUAUCAUAAAGAAAAAUUCUUUAUGAUAUUCAGAUUUUUUAAAAUAUAUUUUUAUGAUUUUUACUUAAAAUAAACACGAAGAUUAAAAACGAAUAUAGAGCUAUAGAGCGAACUUUGACUUUGCUCAUACUUAAGACACAGUUAAAACGAGAUCCUUGAUAUAUCUGGAUCACGAAACUUAAGUCUGAGCAAAGUACUCUAUAUUUUUUAGACAAGGCUUUAUACUUGGGACCAGUGACCUCUCUUACAUCCAAUGUGACGUGGUAUAUAAUACGUUUUACGAGCGCCAAGUGAGCAUUCAUUUUCAAUCUCAAAGGUGCUAGUACUUAGUACGUAAUUUUAAGUAGAUAAAUUCAAUUUAAUUUGAUAAUACUUAAUUAUUUUCAAUUUAACACUCAAUCAUGAUUAUUUUUACUUAUAUAAUUGUACUUAGUGAUUAGUGCUAAAUUUUUUGUGAUUUUUUUUGGUUACCUAUAUAAAUAAGUGAAUUUGUAAAACUUUACAUUGUUGGUAAAGUUACUGAAUGAUGAUUCCUAAUGUUAAUGAGGCAUGGUGAUAGUUAAUUUGAUGUACUUAGUGCCUGAAUGCUUAAUCAGUGAGAAUUUGUUAAUUAUUAUAAUGAAAUACAAUUUUUAUAUUUGCA
Maniola jurtina (meadow brown) is the source of this 6059-nucleotide messenger RNA. Its product is annotated as ATP-binding cassette subfamily C member 4-like. Lineage: Eukaryota; Metazoa; Arthropoda; Insecta; Lepidoptera; Nymphalidae. Gene Ontology annotation, biological process: transmembrane transport; monoatomic ion transport. Gene Ontology annotation, molecular function: chloride channel activity; ABC-type transporter activity; ATP binding. The record is from RefSeq and is a predicted model, not a curated record. Bases 382 to 4719 code for a protein of 1445 amino acids. Gene Ontology annotation, cellular component: membrane. The transcript is spliced from 28 exons.